Molecule: messenger RNA, 1363 nt
Organism: Spodoptera exigua (beet armyworm)
Lineage: Eukaryota; Metazoa; Arthropoda; Insecta; Lepidoptera; Noctuidae
Source: the annotation of a GenBank genome assembly
AAAUUGUAAUGUCAAAUAUUUCAAAAUAAACUUUAAAAUUUACUGUCAAGUCACCGACUUCUCUUGAUAAGUGUUAUCGUGUUAUUUUAUUGAUAAUUCGAAGAAGACACAGACGCUAAGAUCGGAUUCUUAAUAUCUCAGUUGUGUGACACGAAUCAUGCUCAAAAGAGGUAAACAACUGCUGGUAUAAUUGGAAGUUAAAACGUGUUUUAAACUGUGUUAGACAUGUCUUCGUCUCCCUCCACGACCGAUGCCGCGCACCCUCGGUUUUUAGAAAAACCUACCCUUAACGUCGGUGGUUUGAAAGUAGUUCUUGUCCAGAUGGCAGUGGGCAUGAACAAACAGCAAAAUUUGAAAGAAGCGGUGAAACAGAUACACCAAGCCAAAGCCAGUGGGGCUCAUCUAGUAGCACUGCCGGAGUUCUUCAAUGCACCUUAUGGCACUAAGUACUUCGCCGACUAUGCGGAGAACGUACCGACAGGAGAUUCGUGUCGCGCCCUGAAGCAAGCGGCGCGGGAGGCUGGCGUGUAUGUCGUGGGCGGCACUCUACCCGAGCGAUGCGGGGACCAGCUGUUCAACACUUGUACUGUAUGGGACUCUACCGGGAACCUAGUAGCGCAACAUAGGAAGGUGCACCUAUUCGACAUAGACAUCCCCGGCAGGAUAACUUUCAAAGAGUCUGACGUGCUGUCUGCCGGUAACAGUAUCACGACUUUCGAUUGUUACGGCGUAAAAAUCGGAAUCGGCAUUUGUUACGAUCUGCGCUUCUUCGAAAUGGCACAACUUAUGGCCAAACAAGGGUGUUCCAUGUUAAUAUACCCUGGAGCCUUCAACAUGACGACGGGGCCUUGUCAUUGGGAGCUCCUGGGCAGGUCUAGAGCGAAUGACCUACAGCUGUGGGUAGCCCUCGUCAGUCCCGCCCGGGACCCGUGCGCAGAGUACGUGGCCUGGGGACAUAGUAUGUUGAUCAACCCAUGGGGAGCCGUUGUCGGCGAGUUGGAUGAGAAUCCUGGCCAGCUGUGCUGUGUUGUCGAUUUGGAAACUUUGGAGGCAGUAAGAAGCCAGAUUCCUGUCAGAUCGCAGAGGAGGACGGAUUUGUAUGAUACGAUAUCUCGUGCUAAAUGUUGAGUUCUUGAGUAUGUAACCGAAUAAUUGUAACCAUACUUGACCUUACACAUUUGGGACAGCAAAGAAAAACAUAUCCUGUUUCAAUGUUUUAAGGUCGAUUUUCUAGUGAUAUGUAAAUGGUAUAGGUACCAAAUAAUAUGUCCACAUUUGGUGAUAUUUUUUUAUGGAUUUAUUAAAAUUUGUGCAUUUUUUACAUUGUUUAUUUUAGAAGCUAGAAUGGAAAAUUCAGUCUUAA